AGGAAAGAGAGAUAGAAAGAGAGAGUGAGUGACUAUUCUAAGUACUGCUAAGUAGCCGUUCCAGUAAGAUUAUAAACCCAUGGAACCACCUACCCGCUGAUGCCAUGAAUGCAAAGACUUCAGAUGUUAUCAUGGCAAACUAUCCUGUUAUCAUAUUUCUGUUUAGUGGCAAGCGCAAGUCAGGCAAGGACUACAUCACAGAUUUGUUACAACAAAGGCUGGAUAAAACCCAGGCCAAAACCAUACGUCUGUCUGGCCCUAUUAAGCAGCAAUUUGCUACAGAUAAUGGCUUAGAUUAUUCCCAGCUCUUAACAGCUUCAGAUUACAAGGAAGUGUACCGUCUGGAAAUGAUAGCUUGGAGUGAAGCAAAACGAGCUCAAGAUAAAGGAUUUUUUAUUAAAGCUGCAAUAGACAUGUUUGAAGGUAGUAGAUAUCCAGUUUGGAUUGUCAGUGAUAUGAGAAGACAAAGUGAUCUUGAAUGGUUUAUGCAACACUACAGUGAUUUAAUUUAUACUGUUCGUAUUACUGCAUCUAAAGAAGCAAGAGAGCAGCGGGGAUGGGUGUUUACAUCAGCUGAACAGGUGCAUCAGGUGAAAGAACCUGCCCAUUUAUGCCUCGGCCGGGAAUUGAACUCGGGCCCUUAGGACUACAACCCUCGAGCGCUGUCCACUCGUGCCACGAGGCCCCAUCACAGCACAGCAAACAGGAGAGGGGGGAAGCUGGAACCACUCACACCUACACACGGGCAGCACACAAGAGCAACUCAACACAUCAAGGAACCACCCUUGAGAGGGGAGGGAUGGGGGGGAUGAAAGGGUUAAUGAACCUGAAAACUUGACUGUGUGUAUAUAUUUUUAACCUUUAUUUAAAGUUUAGUUUUGGAACAUUCUAUUAUUCUCAAAAGAUCCUUAACAAAAUACUAUACAUUUCAUUCUUGUACUAGGUCUUAUGGAACACAUUCCUGCCUAGAAGUGGAGUCUACUAUAUAUAUCGGGCCUAAUGUUUGAUAUGUGGUUUAGUAAUUUUAAUUUUUAGAGUAAUGAAAUACAAUUUAUAUAAAUUUUUAAUGCAGCUGAGCUUGAAAGUAGUGAUAUUACUACUGUACAGUACUUAGAAUUGAAGAAUAAAAUUUAAUCUCCCGGAUGCCUGUGCCUUCAAUUACUUUAUAUAUUUUUCAAAAUGAUACGAGUUUCUUCCCAUUUAUAAAUAUACCCUAGAGAAUUAUAUUAAAAUUUUGUGCCUAAGAUGUUGUUCAAACUCACUUGUGCAAUCUCCACAUAAAAUGUAAUAUCAAUGCUACUGUAAAUUAUGCAAUGUCUGCCAGAAUAUUGUUAUGAUGCUUUUGUUUCUUGGUAGCCGUGUACUUUAUGAGUUUGAUGUGCUGAAAGUACAAAAUACAGAAAACAGUUUAGAUAUAAAACACCAAAACUGGGAGAAAUUAUUUGUAGAGAGCAUUUUGCUAUUGAAGAUGUUUUCAAAAUAAUUAGAGAAUGUCUCCUCAGAGUAAAACAUUACCUAUAAGUCUAAGUCUUCUCCCAAUUAUGUGUUUUAUUGACAUGAAUAGUUUCCAGUUUUAUGACGAACAAAGUAUAGUACUGUACUUAGUAAAGUACUAACAUUAGCUAAGGCUUUAUGACUAAACAAAAUCAAAACUUUAUAUAAUACUUUGUCAAGUGCAUCUCACCCAAAAUGUUUUUAGUAU
Procambarus clarkii (red swamp crayfish) is the source of this 1702-nucleotide messenger RNA. Lineage: Eukaryota; Metazoa; Arthropoda; Malacostraca; Decapoda; Cambaridae. The record is from RefSeq and is a predicted model, not a curated record.